This is a messenger RNA of Solanum verrucosum, 1226 nucleotides long. Its product is annotated as F-box/kelch-repeat protein At3g23880-like. The record is from RefSeq and is a predicted model, not a curated record. The transcript has 2 exons. The coding region runs from base 105 to 1226 and encodes 373 amino acids. Gene Ontology annotation, molecular function: protein binding. NCBI's taxonomy places the organism in Eukaryota, Viridiplantae, Streptophyta, Magnoliopsida, Solanales, Solanaceae.
GAAGGAACUCACCAGAUUCCACAAAUCUGCCUACAAGAUUAGUAGUUUGCUCUUUCCCGUCGAUUUCCAGAUCGACCUGACCCCAACAACGUGACCCGCCAGGAAUGGAAACUCCCAUGCACAUCCAAGAAGAAAUAAUUAUGGAUAUGUUAAGUAGACUGCCUGUGAAGUCUCUUUUUAGAUUCAAGUGUGUUUCAAACUCUUGGAAGGCUUUAAUCUGUGAACCUAGCUUUAAGAAACAACAUCUCAAUCAUGCCAAAAAUGACAAAUUGCUUGUUCUACGGAUUGCUAAGGAUAGUAAUGUUUUCUUCUAUUGUUCAUCUUUAUUGACGACAACAACACCACAUCAAAUCGUUAGGGAUGUACAAGAAUCGGUGUGUGUCCCGCAAUGUGUGCCAGGGUAUUACCAUAUCAAUAAUUACCAUCUCUAUGGUAGCUGCAAUGGCUUGUUUUUAAUUGGGAUUAAGCAGAAACGUUUUCUGUGUAAUCCUUCUACAAGAGAAUCAAUAUUACUACCAUCACAUUGGGAUAAGUUUUUUCAUGGUUACAUUCAUGGAAUGGGAUAUGACCCAACUAGUGAUGACUAUAAGGUCGUUCACAUUCCUGAAGAAGAUGAAAAGGCACCCACUGAAAUUCUCUCCCUAAAAACUGGUUCCUGGAGAAAAAUUUAUGGAGGUGAUUGUUCUCUCCAAUCCGGUAAUAUGGAAUGUUUGACAUUACUACGAGGAUCAUUUCAUUGGUUUACUUAUUCCGUAGAUUCGAUGUUUUCUCUGAUUUCAUUUAAUAUUUCAAAUGAGGUGUUUGGAGGAUUACCAUUGUCGAAGGAAAUGCCCUUGUUGUGUGACACGAUUGAGCAAGGUGUGACAGUGUUAGGUGGAAUGCUUAGUGUAAAUUUUCUUUAUGAGGAGGAGGAUACUACUAUUUUUGAUUUGUGGGUAAUGAAGGAGUAUGGUAUGGAAGAAUCUUGGACUAAAUUAUUUACGAUGAGAGAUAGCAGGGAUGCUUAUGAGGUGUUACCAGUCGUUCCAAAAUAUAUAUUUGCAGAUGGUGAACUGUUGUUCUGUUCUGAUAGAAGAAUUGUGCUUAAAACAUUCAAAGUAUCAGACAAAAGAAGCAAUCUAGUAGGGCCUCUAACUACGGAUGAAGAUACAGAUACCACCAGGGAUGGAUUUGUUUACACAGAGACUUUGAUCUCUCCAAAAGAUUGUGUUAUUGCUUUGAACUAG